Messenger RNA from Manihot esculenta (cassava), 697 nucleotides. RefSeq names its product TIR-only protein. Bases 1 to 651 code for a protein of 216 amino acids. The transcript has 2 exons. Gene Ontology annotation, biological process: signal transduction. The record is from RefSeq and is a predicted model, not a curated record. NCBI's taxonomy places the organism in Eukaryota, Viridiplantae, Streptophyta, Magnoliopsida, Malpighiales, Euphorbiaceae.
AUGCAAAGAUUGCCCUCCACAGCUAAGGACUUGUCUCGUAAAAUCUUGCACCACCACCACCACCUCCUUCUUCACAAACCCAGCAUUAGACCACUACCCUGUGAUGUUUUCAUUAAUCAUAGAGGAAUUGAUACCAAGAGAACCAUUGCAGGAUUGCUCUUUGACCAUCUUUCAAGACUCGGCCUUAACCCUUUCUUGGAUAGCAAGAACAUGAAACCUGGUGAUAGGUUGUUUGACAAGAUUGAUUCAGCUAUCGGCGAGUGCAAGAUUGGCGUUGCUGUUCUUUCCCCUCGUUAUUGCGAUUCUUAUUUUUGCCUCCACGAGUUGGCUUUGAUAAUGGAAACGAAAAAACGAGUUAUUCCCAUUUUUUGCGACGUGAAACCUUCUCAGCUUCGAGUUAAGGACAACGGAACCUGCCUUCCCCAGGAGCUUCAAAGAUUUACAAAUGCUCUUGAAGAGGCAAAGUACACGGUGGGACUUACAUUUGAUUCUCAUAAAGGGGACUGGUCGGAGUUCUUGUCGACGGCGACCGAUGCAAUUGUAAAAAACUUGAUUGAAGUGGCCGGAGAAGAAGCUCGCACGAACGGAAUAAAGAUGAGAAGCUUGUCUUUUUCCAGAGCGAUAAACAAACACAAGGAUCUUCAUGAAUAAGGACCAGUGCAAUUAACUUUGAUUAAUUUUUUUAAUUAAUUUUUUG